Daphnia pulicaria is the source of this 5562-nucleotide messenger RNA. RefSeq lists its product as uncharacterized. Lineage: Eukaryota; Metazoa; Arthropoda; Branchiopoda; Diplostraca; Daphniidae. Gene Ontology annotation, biological process: proteolysis; DNA integration. The record is from RefSeq and is a predicted model, not a curated record. The transcript has a single exon. Gene Ontology annotation, molecular function: nucleic acid binding; aspartic-type endopeptidase activity. Bases 1 to 5562 code for a protein of 1853 amino acids.
AUGGAUGGUGGCUCGCAAGUCCUGGAGGAAGAAGCUAUCGACGAGGCCAUCUUAAGACUAGCAGCCUUAAAGUCAAGAAGAUCGACGUUGCGUCGCCAGAUCACGAUGACCAACAGACAGAUCGAGUCUUUGAUCAGUGUAAGGGGUUCAAGAAGAGCCUUGCGCGGAUGUCUACGCCACGUUGAAGAGUUGCUGCUGGAGAGUACACGGUUGCAUUCCGAGAUAUUAUCGAUCGAAGACAACGACGCGGAGGCCGAAAGACAAGAUUCUAAUCAUUUAGGCUAUAUCACGCGUUCGAGUGAUCUGGCCAUUGCUGCGCAAGUCUAUUUGAACAGUCGAGAUGGAGACGCCGAGUCGGUCAUCGGACAAAACAUCAUCCCGAACCCAGCGCCUGUAAUCCCAGCGCCUGUAAUCCCAGCGCCUGUAAUCCCAGCGCCUGUAAUCGACCCAGUGGAAGCACAGGGAAGAGAACGUGCUCGUCAGGAAGAGGUUGCCAACGCAUUGAUGAGAGCAGAACAAGCUCGUGAACGAAUGGAUAGGGCUUGGGAGGAAGCGGAUGAGGCUCAAAAUGCUCUCAGGUCUCUGGGAAUAGAGAAUCCAAGAAGGAAUCAGCUGCCCGAAGAGGACCGGUUUACGUCAGUUAGUCAACGCCCUAUUACUCCAGCCGAAGAUGGAUCGGAGCAGCAACGCCGACUGAACAUCAACAACAAUCAAGAGAAUCCUGACACCUGGAUCGACCUAUACAGUGCGGGCCUGCUUCCACCCGUCGUUGCCACUCAUAGCACGCGUUCAUCAGUGUCGGCCGAGCUAGAGUCUUUCGAAGGAAAGGCACUCGAAUGGUUCUCUUGGAUUGAUCUAUUCAGAGCACUAGUACAUGACACUCCUAAGUCAGCUGGUGAGAAGUUGGCGCUUUUGAAGAGAUACUUACGCGGGGACUGUUUGGAUUUAGUCUACGGUCUAGGAGGUGGUGAACCAGCGUACAUUGAAGCUCUUGUGCGUCUGAAGCAGACUUGCGGAAGACGUGACGUCAUGAGAGCAGCCCAUCAUCAAGCCAUCGGGAAACUCGAACCAAAGCAGGACCCGGGAUCAUUCAAGCGAUUUGCGGAGAGGAUCCGCACUCAUCUAUUUGACCUCAGCAGGAUCGGGGAGACCGGCACAACGGAUCUGACCGAGAAAAUUUGCCUGAAGCUUCAGUUGCACGAUCGAUUGGCCUGGAAUGAAGGGAGACGAGGACGGAUUGAAGAUCGGAGCCUGAAUGAUUUCGGUAUGUGGCUGUGUUCUCGCGCCUCCGCGUAUCAAAACGCGUUCAGCAUAGCAGCAGACCAGGUCAAUCCAAACUCGAGCAAGCUAUCCAAUCAGAAACGUCAAGCCCGGACAAAUCAAAGUUCGACCAAGUCAUUUGACGGGCAGAAAAAGGAGUCUAGUCGUUUUAACGGUAAACCGUUCUGUUUCAAAUGUGAGAAGGAGCAUCGAUUGGUUGAUUGUGAAGAUUUUAAAUCGCUUUCCGUCGGGGAACGUCUUACAUUUUGCAUGCGUCGACGUCUUUGCUUCUACUGCUUUUCAACCAAGCAUUCAGUUCGUGAGUGCGACAGACGGAAGAUAUGCAAGCAUGCCGGUUGCGGUUUUUAUCAUCAUCAGUUGCUGCAUAGUUCCACCAAGGAAGGUUCGCCGUCGGAAAAGGAGAGUGAAGAGAAAGCAAGACCUACGACAGCGAGGACUGGUGCCCCCCAACGCGUAGCCAUGGGUAUGCUGCGACUACCAGUAAUGGCUGAAGAUGGCAGUUGGGUUUUAGCCAACAUUUUUAUCGACGAAGGAAGCGACACGACUUUAAUGCGUAGUGCAUUCGCCAAGGUGCUGAAGCUUCGUGGGCCACCUCAGUUUCUAACCGUGGACGGAGCCGGUGGAGUAAUCACUCGUCAUCGUUCGAGUAGGAUCCAGUUUCGAGUUCAAGCUGCUGAUGGAGAUAUCCUGUCUCUGGAAGGAUCCACUAUGAAGAAGGUGGCUAGUCCAACACCGGUGACAGACUGGAAUAAAGAAAAGGUCCAAUGGCCUCACCUGGCGAGUCUCCCGCUCGGAGAGACAGGAGGAGGAGUUGACAUUUUAGUUGGAUUAGAUCAUGCCCAUCUAGUAGCGGUCAUUGAAUCAAGAGUCGGAUUGGAGAAAGAACCUAUUGCCUCCAAGACGGCGUUCGGGUGGAUCGUUCGAGGCGUUAUUGAAGGUCGAGUAAACGUUACAUCCGUUCGGAGCUGCAAGAUAUCCGGAAGCGCCUCGUUAGCCAAUCUCGCCACGGAAAUGCGUCGGUUUUGUGAUACUGAAGACUAUGGAACCGAACAUCAGAUUGGGUGUGUCUCACCUGAGAAUAAACGAGCUCUCGAGAUCGUCCAGGAGAAGACGAAACGAUUGGAGGUUGGUUACGAGGUACCAAUCAUCUGGCGUGAAGGAGAUCCCAACUUGGACAGCAAUCGUCCGAUGGCGGAGAAUAGAUUCCGGAGCUUGCUGAACCGUUUCAGACGUCAACCGGAGUUCGAGAGGGACUAUCGAGCGGCCGUUCAGAAAUACCUAGAUCAAGGUUAUGCAUCCCGUGUUCCAGAUCCGGCCAGCGCUCUAUACUUUCUAGCACAUCAUGGAGUAUAUAAAGGGACGAAACUACGAGUAGUUUACGACGCCGCCGCCACCUUCAAAGGAAAAUGUCUGAACGACGCCAUCAUCAGUGGUCCCGCCUUGCAGCCAUCAUUGGCUGCGGUCAUCAUCCGUUUCCGUGAAGGAGAGAUUGCCUGGGCCUCAGAUAUUGAGGCCAUGUUCAGCCGUUUUCGUCUUUCUAGUGAAGAUCGUAACUACUUCUGCUUUUUAUGGCAGGAGAAGGACGCUGCCGAGCUAAUUGUUUGUCGAAUGGAUCGACUCCCAUUCGGAGUCAACUGUUCACCGUUUGUAGCUAUCUACACCGUCCGUCGCAUUUUAGAAGACGCCGGAGUGCCAGAAAGUGUGAUUCAAGCCGUCAAGGAAAGAAUGUACGUCGACGACUAUUUGGGUUCCGCUCCAUCAGUAAAGGAAGCAGUUGAAGAAGCCGUUACCGUCAAGGAUGCAUUGGCCAACUCGGACCUUAACCUCCAAAGCUGGUUUUCAAAUUCCAUUGACUUCCUGCGAGCAGUGUCAAGAACGGAGCCGGAACCUGAUUCAAUCUCUGCUCAUCCGCUCACGGGUGAGAACACAGAAAAGGUGCUCGGAAUCGUCUGGGAUCCAAAGGCUGAUCUGCUGGGAUUCAAGGUGGACAAAAUGCUCGAUUCUUCCUUUUCAAGAGUUGAUUUGGUCAGCAAAGUGGCCAGCGUCUUCGAUCCGUUGGGUACAGCAUCGCCCUUUAUCGUCAAGGCUAAGAUCCGUUUGAGAAUUUUGGGUCUCAAAGGGCUCGGAUGGACGGAUUUAAUUACUGGUGACGACGAAAUUUGGUGGAGAAAAUGGUUUCUCUCUUUAGAGCAGCUCAACACGAUGAAAAUGCCACGAUGUCUGUUUCCCGAUCGAGCCCAGAUCUCCACGGUUGAUAUUCACGCCUUUGGAGACGCUUCAGAAGAAGCCUAUGCUGCCGUUAUCUACCUUCGCGUUGUCUACUCAGAUGGCAGGAUACUGGUACGUCAAGUCAAGGCAGCGAAUAAGAUCGCCCCGAAGAAAACUAUUUCAGUGCCCAAGCUGGAAUUGAAUGCUGCGUUACUAGCUGCUCGUCUUCUCCGAACGGUUAAUUCCAUCCUCAAGCCAAUGAUUCAACGGCGUUUUCUCUGGACGGAUAGCAGUACGGUCCGGAAUUGGAUCCGGGCGACCGCAGCUUACUACCAAGUCUUCGUGAGCAAUCGCGUCGGAGAAAUUCAGACCAUCACGGAGCCAGAAGAGUGGCGUUUUAUUCCAGAAGUAUUAAACCCAGCCGAUCUCGCCACCCGCUCAUCGAUUGAUGAACAGCCAAUUCCGUCCAUGUGGUUGGACGGACCGGAAUUCUUAAUGCAAUCGGAAGAUAGCUGGCCAGUGGAUCUCCCAUGGAUGGCCGUAACUGAAGAAAUGCGCUCGAGCCGUUCAUAUUCUGCCGCCGUAAAGAAGGAUACUGGUCAUUGGAAGGAGAUUCAAAUAGGACCCGGCGACAUUCCAGCCCUAUCCAAGCUGGACGAGAAAUAUCAGGAGCUGGUCAAGGCGUGUCAGUCGAAGGUGUACGAAAAGGAGUUGCAUCGUCUCAAGAAGGGCAAACCGCUCCAUUCUACUUCGAGUCUGUUGGCCUUGGCUCCUGUGCUCGGUCCAGAUGGCGUGCUACGGCUUGGAGGACGGGCUGGGCGCGCAAAACUACCAUACGACCAGUUACAUCCACCUCUGCUUCCCGGGAGUCAUCCAUUCACCGAGAAAAUCAUCAUCGCCUUUCAUGAACAUCUUAAGCAUGUUGGUACGGACUUCCUACUAUCUUAUAUUCGCCAGCAUUUUUGGAUAACGAGCGGGCGAGAAGCAAUAAAACGGAUCCGACGGAAUUGCGUUAUUUGUCGAAGAAACCGAGCGCAACCUGGCGAGCAGUUGAUGGGAGAUCUCCCUGAUUCGCGAUUGGACUCCGGUUCUCUUCCCUUUACACGGACCGCCGUCGAUUUGUUCGGCCCAUUUGAAGUCGGUCUCAUUCGGAAUCGCACGGCCAAACGAUGGGGCGUGCUAUUUACGUGUAUGGUCACCCGAGCAGUUUUUCUGGAGCUCGUCCCAUCUCUUUCGACGUCAGAUUUUCUUCUAGCAUUGAGAAAGUUCAUUUCUUUGUAUCGAAAGCCGGAAGUCAUACAUUCCGACAAUGGAACCAACUUUGUCGGUGCUGAGCGAGUGUUACGAGAAGCAGUGGAGAAAAUGUAUGCAGAUGAAGCUAUUCCAAAAUUCCUAAAAGAAGUCAACAUCAAAUGGACCUUCCAGCCAGCCCGGACCCCACAUUUUGGUGGCACGCACGAAUCGCUGGUCCGAUCCACCAAACGAGCCCUGUACAACGCCUUAGAGCAAGAAGGGGAAAAAUUUCGUUACCCAACAGAAGACUUGUUCCGCACAUUGCUGUAUGAAGUAGCUGGACUUCAAAACCCCCGGCCGUUGACCUACGCUAGCUCGAAUCCGGAGGAUUUUCGUCCGCUCACUCCGAACGAUUUCCUAAAUCGGCCGCCGACGUCUUAUCCGCCUGCUGGAUCCUUCGACGAUGCUUCGCCUCGAGAGCACUAUCGCUACCUGCAGCGGGUGCUAAAUUUGUUUUGGAGCAUGUGGAAAACUACGUAUUUGCAGUCGUUAGCUGCAAGAAAGAAGUGGAAGAUCAAGCGUCCAAAUCUGGAAGUGGGCGACGUCGUAUUGGAGAUCAACAAGAACUUCCGGCGUGGAGAGUGGAGUAUUGGACACGUCGCCAAGGUAUUCCCAGGCACAGAUGGAUGUGUUCGAGCUGUCGAUAUUCAACUUCCAACCGGAAUCUUUCGCCGAGGAAUAACUGAACUUUGCCUACUAGAAUCCAGCUCGUCCGUCCAACCGGACUCGGGGGAGAAUGAAUCGGCGAAAUCUGUAUUAUUACAAUCUGGCAACGUCUAA